GUUCUUUCUUCGACCCGUGCCUCGUGCGUGGCGAGCAGCGCGGAGUCUGGAACUAUCGGGAGGGCUCAGUAACGAGAGGCGGUGCAGGGAGACAAUCCCUGAAAGAACCGGGACAGUUGGUGGGCGGGGUUAUUUCGGGCAUUCAGGUGGGCGACCCGCCGAGGCGGUUGGAAGGCCCGCGUUGUUAGGGAGCGUAGGAACGGCGUCUGUGGUUACGGGGUCGGGCAAAGGGUAAAGGGCAAGUUUGGGGUUGGAGAGCACCUCGUUUUAGCCAUGGCCGCGGCUGGGGACCCAGGAAGGCAGUGGCCGGAGGAGGAGGAGGCGGCGGCGGUGGUGGUGGUGGGCUCCUGCAUGACCGACCUGGUCAGUCUUACUUCUCGUUUGCCAAAAACUGGAGAAACCAUCCACGGACAUAAGUUUUUUAUCGGCUUUGGAGGGAAAGGUGCCAACCAGUGUGUCCAAGCUGCUAGGCUUGGAGCAAAGACGUCCAUGGUGUGCAAGGUUGGCAAAGAUUCUUUUGGCAACGAUUAUAUAGAAAACUUAAAACAGAAUGAUAUUUCUACAGAAUUUACAUAUCAAACUAAAGAUGCUGCAACAGGAGCUGCUUCAAUAAUUGUCGAUAAUGAAGGCCAGAAUAUCAUCGUUAUUGUGGCUGGAGCAAAUUUACUUUUGAAUACUGAAGACCUGAGGGAAGCAGCCAAUGCCAUUAGCAGAGCCAAAGUCAUGAUCUGCCAGCUAGAAGUAACUCCAGCAACUUCUUUGGAAGCCCUGACAAUGGCCCACAGCAAUGGAGUGAAAACAUUGUUCAAUCCAGCACCUGCCAUUGCAGACCUGGACCCCCGGUUCUACACGCUCUCAGAUGUGUUCUGCUGCAAUGAGACUGAGGCUGAGAUUCUAACUGGCCUCACAGUCGGCAGCCCUGCGGAUGCUGGGAAGGCUGCACUGGUGCUUGUGGAAAGGGGCUGCCAGGUCGUAAUCAUCACUUUGGGUGCCGACGGAUGUGUGAUGCUGUCACAGACACAACUUGUCCCAAAGCACAUUCCCACAGAGAAAGUCAAGGCUGUGGAUACCACGGCCUGAAUGGAAUGGCUGAUGAGGGAUGGAGAAACAUGUAACACAGUCCUUUGGACACAUCCUUCAUAUGUUGAAGCCCUAACCCCUAAAGUGACUGUAAUUGGAGAUACGGCCUAUAACGAGGUAAUUAAGAUUAAAUGAAGUCGUAAGGGUGGAGCCCUGAAACCGUAGGAUUAGUGUCCUUAUAAGAAGAGGCACCAAAAAGCUUGCUCCGUCUCCAUGUGCACUCAAAGAAGAGGUCUUGUGAGCAUGCAGCAAGAUGGUGGCCUGCCAGGAGAAGAGGGCUCCGAAGGAAACCUAUGUUGUCAGCACCUUGAUCUUGGACUUCUAGCCUCCAGAACUGAGAGGAAUAAAUUUCUGUUAGUUAAGCCACUCAGUCUGUGGUAUUUUGUCAUGGUGGCCCGAGCAGACUAACACAAACAAGAAAGCAAAUGAAGGUGCUUCAGAAGUGAGCUAAAGCCAAUGCUGAAAAAUCAGCUGUUCUGUGGGGAGAAAAUAAUCUGGAGUGAACAGGAUCAGCUUAAAUGAGCUUUCUGGUGAAAUAUCUCGAGAGUUUUGCAUAUCCUUCAACUGUAAUCAUCAGUCCCAUUGGCCAAGGACAGAUGAUGUCCUGAGUUCUAAUCCUGUUUAGUUAUUAACUAGCAGACAGCUUUGGGCAAAUGACUCAUCAUAUUUAGGGCUCAGGUUGUUCAUCCAAUCAUGAAGUGUCUGGAGUGGGGGAUCUCUGAGGCAUCUUCGACCUCUGAAAUUCUUUGAUUCUUACAGAUUCUUGGGAACAUGAGGAUUCUUUGGCUAAUAAUGAAAAGCAGGCACUACUCUGUGCUAGGCAUUGUGCUGGACUCUUUAUUGCAUUAUCUCAUAUGAUCAGAACAACCCUGCAAAACAGGGUUAAUGCCCAUUUUAGAGAGGAGGGAACUAUGCUCCCAAAGGUAAACAACCUGCCCAGAGCCAUACAGCUGGUAAAUUGGCGGAGCCAGGAAUUAAUUCUAGAUCUGUCUGUCUGCCUGACUCUAACAUCCAUGUACUCCUACCCCACCACUCUGCCUCUUGAUUUGGUGGCAGUCUGCCUAGCCUUUAAUCUCUCCUAUUUGGCAUUCCAGCACUGACUUUCCUUGUCACUUGUCAUGAUACAGUCUUCUGUAAUUGCUCCAUUUCUCUAGAUCUUCAGAAGCUGCCAGAUCUUGCAAAUGCACUGCCUGCUUUGUGCAGUACAGUGCAGCCUCACUUAAAUGCAAUAACACAUAUAUAGCCCUACAAACAGUGCCUGGCACCUGUAAGCACUCAGAACAGACUUAGCGCUCAUUAGUAGGUCCUUUUGUGUCUGAUUGUUCACUUUACCUGGAUCAUUUGGGGGUACUAGGUAGCACAUACCAGGAGCUUGCAUCAUUCAGUAUUAUGCAGAGUGGGUUUGACCUUGGCUUUGUACAUCACUGGAGAGAAGCCUAGGUCCCACUGCUAUUCAACUCCAGCAUCUUCCUAUACUGGGCAAGGAGCUGGACUGCACGGAUAGCGGUGUGACAGGAUCAUGCCAGUCCAGAUAUCAAACGUUUGGGUACAGAUCACUGCUAUUCAUUCUUGUCAUUGAAUGAGCAAACCUAGAAGAGAGGUGCACCACUCUUAGAGACCAUAAUCAAAUCAUCUUUUCAUUAACCUUCUUUAAAUAGAGGCCUGAACUGCUAACUAAAGGAGCUAGGGAAAAUGUAAUUCCUCUUUUUUAACAUUCCCAAACUAGCUCUCUAGUUUAAGGAAAGGAAAAACACUCCUCGUUCCCUGCCUAGCAAACUCCUACCCAUCCUCAAGCCCAGAGAGUUCUUUUGGAGCACCCCAAUGCUUAAUACAAUGCUUGGCAUAUGAUAACAGGACCUCCUGAAAUAGCAAAAGCGUUCUAGUUCCUUCUGGGAAAGUAGUGUAAGAGUCACUUAGCUUCACUGAGCCCCAGUGUUCUCAGGGGCCUGGAGGAUCUACAGAAUCCCUUACAUUCCUUAAAUUCUACAUUGAGCAUGCCAAAGGAGAGAGUAAAUUUCAGAUUAAAUGUUCUUUUUUAAUGAUUUGAAAACAAAAUAAUUACCCAUGUUAAAACAUGUCCUUAGAUUGUUUUAUCUGCAGUUAUAGAAAGGCCAGGCCAAAAAAAUUAAGUUAUAGAGGGUAAAUGGCAUCUCUGAAAGAAAACCCAAAUGAAGCUCUGAAAUAGCCAUCUUAACCUUAGGAAUGAUAUCAAUAAAUGGUUAUGAUAUCUGCAAACUCUGCUGACUCUGGCUGCCAGAAAAGAUGAAGAUGACAAAAAGUUCACUGACUAUAUUGAAAGGACAGAGGACAGGUAAUUGCUAAAGAGACUGAUUGACAAGGCACAAGACAUCUGUCAUGCCCAGGGGGCCAUAUUAGCUCUAUUACAUUACUUCCACAUCAGCAGGUCACCUCAUUCACUAGCUAAUCAGGCAGAAUUAAAUAUUUUAAAUUAUCUUUCUUAAUCCUGCAUGUGAUCAGUUGAAAACCCUGGCUCUAAAAAUCUAAUUGUAACUGCUUACCAGAAAUGUCAUCUUCACUUUGAGGAAUUGAACCAGGGCCAAAUGUGAGGCUGUUUUUUCCAUUUUCCUAAAGUACUGUCUCACAGCCAGAACUGGACAUGCAUGUACAUGUGCCCAGUGCCAGACAUCUUAGGGGCUCCCAAGGGGACCUGGGAUCCCUGGCCUUGCUUCAGAACUCAAAUAUGGCCAGAGACUAAAAAAAGAGCAAUAGAAGUGGAGAAGAGGGGCCUGGAGGUGGAGGUAGGAUGUACAGGAAGAAACGACUGUUAAAACCUUACCAAAGUCAGGAGAGCAAAAUCUAAAUCUAGAUCUAGAGUGUUCUGUGGGCCUGAAUGGUACGUAAUUGGAGGGAAAGGACAUAGUUCCCUCCCAGUAAGAAGGGAUGGUGUGAUGUUAUGGGAGCUUGUUCACCCAUCUACGAUUAGGACUUCUCAGCUUCCUACACCUAAGCCCCACUUCUCCCUGCUCCUUGAGUGUCCUGGAUAUCAGUGUGAUAACAAGGCAGUGAGCCAGUAGCCUGCUCCUUGCCCAUUUUCCUAAGCUGCUGCGGUAGCGUUCUUGAGGGCAGACCUGCCAGGACUAUAGUGUAGGUCUUCUAAGUGGUUUCCGUUGUGUGGUAAUUCUUCUUGAGUAGACCUGAAAUUAUGAGGAGGUGAAAAAACCAUUUGGAGCCAAACUGUAGAGCCCAGUGAGUUGAAACUGUGCCCAUUGCCCUCAGUGCCCAUUGCUUCUGACAGAGGUGGACAAAGAAAUGAAAAAACAGGUGUGUGGUUCAUAGCUUGCUGAACAUCUGUCUGUCCUUUGUAUGAAAGUAUGUGUAUGUUGUAGGUUAGUUGUGUGUAUACUUUGUAUGUUCUCAAGGUUGAUGACGUGUGCUCUGUGUGAAUGACCUGUUAGUGGCAUGAAUUCCAUGUGUUUAUGUGUGCAUGUGUGUGUGAGUAAAAUGUACUACAGUAAGACAGAGUCUAAAGGGGCAACUACUCACUCUCACUUUCCUCCUCCUACUUCCAUUCCUUUAAAAGCCAUGGGAGUGCUCUACACUAUAGCACAACCCCUGAAAAAGCUACGUGAUUUGGGGAUAGAGAGAGUCCAGAGGUUAGGUGAAUUACGUCUCCCCUGAAAGAUUCUUUAAAAACUGAAAGUUUUAUAUCCUUUGCCUUCCUUCGUCAAAACAAACCAAAAUCGGGAAAAGAAUGUUCAUAGUUAUAUAGUCUUCUCUGUAACUUUUAGUUUUAGCAUAUGGGAAUCUAAUUGUGUAGAUUAAGUUGUAAGUGAAUCUAAUUUGCACCAAAUAACUUACAACCCUUAGUAGUCCCAAGGCCAAUCAGAUUUCCUACCUUCUUUCCCUCUUUCCUUCUAUCCUCCCUUCCUUCCUUCCUUCUCUCCUUUCUUCUUUCUCCCUUUCCUCCC
Messenger RNA from Equus caballus (horse), 5009 nucleotides. RefSeq names its product ribokinase (gene RBKS). Gene Ontology annotation, molecular function: ribokinase activity. Gene Ontology annotation, biological process: D-ribose metabolic process. Lineage: Eukaryota; Metazoa; Chordata; Mammalia; Perissodactyla; Equidae. The record is from RefSeq and is a predicted model, not a curated record.